Heterobasidion irregulare TC 32-1 is the source of this 2607-nucleotide messenger RNA. RefSeq lists its product as uncharacterized. Gene Ontology annotation, biological process: double-strand break repair via homologous recombination; DNA replication. The record is from RefSeq and is a predicted model, not a curated record. Gene Ontology annotation, cellular component: chromosome; RecQ family helicase-topoisomerase III complex; cytoplasm. Gene Ontology annotation, molecular function: ATP binding; 3'-5' DNA helicase activity; nucleic acid binding. The transcript is spliced from 10 exons. Bases 1 to 2607 code for a protein of 868 amino acids. Lineage: Eukaryota; Fungi; Basidiomycota; Agaricomycetes; Russulales; Bondarzewiaceae.
AUGGCCGUCGACGAUGCUUCGUCUGGUUCUUCCGUGCCUAUGUAUACCGGAGCUUCACACACCGGUGGCAUUGUGAGCAGAAGCAAAUUUUUUGCGGCAGCCCCCUUGACCGACGAAUCGGAUAUCAUCCACCUGGAUGAUGACAAGGAAGAGGUUCAAAUCAUCGAGAGCGACGACGAAUUAUGGGGAAGUUUCCAGCCCGAUGAACCUACACUGGUGGAAGAUGUCCCUGCGCGAAGUGCUCUUGCUGUUCCUGCUCGUCGAUCUACUCCUGCACUGUCUUCUUCCUUUCAAUUACCCCCUCCUGAACCGUUCCCAUAUAAACCCCUAGCUCGAUCGCCGCCUGUAUUUGCUCCAGCUCCUCUCGAUUCCCAAUCCCGUUCUGCUGGGAUCCACACGACCCUAGGAUACGAUCCAAAAACUGAUCCGCUCUAUCCUGAAGUUAUGAACGUCCUCAAAACGACUUACGGCCUAACAUCUUUUCGGAAGAACCAACUAGAAGCUGUCCUUGCGACGUUAAAUGGCAGAGAUGUCUUUGUCUUGAUGCCCACAGGUGGAGGGAAGAGUUUAUGUUAUCAAUUACCUGCUAUUUGUGGGAACGGCAAGACCCAGGGCGUCACCUUCGUGAUAUCGCCUCUCAUUGCGCUCAUGCUGGAUCAAGUCAAGGAGCUCGAAGAAAAACAUGUUGAUGUUGUGCUCUUCACAGGUGACAUGGCAGCCGAUGAAAGGAUUCGAGCCACCAAUAGGUUGAACGGGCAAGGCGAGAAGCCGCGACUGGUGUACAUCACCCCAGAAAAGCUCCAAGCCAGCGACAGUAUGAUGAAGACUAUGGAGAAAUUGCACGCUGCAAACGAGUUAGCAAGGUUCGUAAUUGACGAGGCACAUCUAGUCUCGACCUGGGGACGUGAUUUUCGUGGUUCAUACAUCAAUCUGGGGACCCUGAGAAAGUCAUUUCCAAACGUACCCAUCAUAGCAUUAACCGCUUCUGCCACCCCCUCAGUUCAAAAAGACGUCGCGGACCAGCUUGGACUUAAAAGCUACGUUCUCUUAUCGCAGUCUUUCAAUCGGGCCAACCUUCGUUACACUGUGCGUGGCAAGCCUAGCAACACCACGAAAGCGGCAAUCCAGUACAUUCAGAACGAACAUCCGAAGCAAUGCGGUGUCAUCUACUGCAAUGGUAGGGACAAGUGCGAAAAGGUUGCAUCUGAUCUUCGGGGGCAAGGCAUCGAGGCUAAGCAUUUUCAUGCCAAAAUGACGGAAAAAGACAAGAGGCACGUCUUGCAAUCAUGGAAGAAUGGUCGCACAGAUGUUAUCGUGGGAACAAUCGCGUUUGGCAUGGGCAUCAAUCACGCAAAUGUUCGGUUUGUUCUUCACUAUGACGUCCCGUCAACUUUGAUAGGGUAUUAUCAAGAGACCGGGCGUGCCGGUCGAGAUGGAAAGCCUGCUGACUGCAUCCUCUACUACUCAUGGGGCGAUUGCCAAUCUCACUUCAACCGUAUUCGCGAGAACGAAGACUUGGGGGCAGAGGAUAAACGACGUCAAAUCAACGAAAUGCAAGAGGUCAUCCAAUUCUGCUUAAAUGAUGUCGACUGCCGUCGAGUCCUGUUGCUGAAACAUUUCGACGAGCAAUUCGAUCCCCAGCACUGCGGCGGCACCUGCGAUAACUGUACAUCUACGAUACCAGCAACCGCGGAAGAUGUGACCGAGACUGCAAUUUCGCUCAUUCAUAUGAUGGAGGAGGUGCAGAAAAGCAGGAUCAACAUCACGCGCCCUCAAGCUAUUGACGUCUUCAAAGGUUCCGCGAAGAAAGAGUUCCUGGCCAAGAAACUGAACAGAUUUGACUCUUAUGGUGCUGGCAAGAAUCUGCCAUUAGCUCGCAUUGAACGCAUAUUCGACCACUUGAGCAGUCUUCAGGUUUUUGCAUCUAUAACAGAAACGAACAAUGGGGGUUAUCCUGUAACCUAUACAACGUUGGGACCAACGUACCGCGACUAUUUGAGAGUCGGCUCCCGAGUCAUUAUGAAGUUCCGCACAUCGCAGAAGACUGGGCGAAAGCCCGCCUCUAAGAAAGGUCAGGCCCCUCGCGCCAGGAGGAAUGGUCCAAAUCAGGACCUGGAAGACGAUCCCAUCGAUGAAGUAGAACAGACCAAUAAUGUGGCCGGCCCAGCGUCGUCUGUUUGGCCCCCGCCUCGAUCUGCGGCUACACGGGCUGUCUUGCAUACAGACUCUAUGGGUCCUGCUAUGGGCUGUUACGGAGAGCUCAAGGACCUUCGGUUGCAGAUAUCGGAAAAUGACGGUGUCGAUGCGGAAGAGAUACUUGGUGAUGGGACUCUUCAAGCGUUGAGUUUCAUCCUUCCAGAAGACCUCGCCGGUUUCAAAGAUGCCUUGGAUGGCGACGAUGCUGAUGAACCUGAUAAGAAAUGGGAACAAUAUGGUCACCGCUUCCUCGGGAUUUGUAUUAAAUACCGCAUGCGCCGUGAUCCCACGGCCAGUUUACGCCCAGGUCCUAGUACAGCAAAACCACCUAUCGAGUUUCAUCCGGAUAACAUGCAUCAGCGCUUCGAUUAUCGUUCUGGUACCUCGAAGCCUUCUUCCAACGGAGGUUGA